GAGUAAAGAAGCUCGCUCCGAUACUAUCAAAGACGAGCGCCCUGUUCCCUUGGUCUCUCGAAAACUACAAAUCCCCCCGUUUCCCCACCUCCUCCUCCUCUCAAAUUCCCACUUUUAAUUUAAUUAAAUCCCCCUUUUUCCUCGAAAAUAUCCCAAAUUAACGUCAAAUUAGAACCAAAUUAUCAUCAUCAUGGCGGUGGUUCUAUCUAAAUCCCCAAUCUCCGCCUCCGAUCUCCACCUCCGAUCCGUUUCCGGUUGUUCCUUGAAGCCAUUGAGGCGGCAUUCUCUUGUAAGCAUGGGAUCGAGGAACUUAUCGAUGAUUGUUCCUGUUCGGGGAAGAAGAUUAGAAGGCAGUAAGAACUGGAAGAGAGGAUUUUCCGUGCGAGCUAGCGUUAGUGAUGGUGGAAGUCCAAACAGUUCCAAUAUCUUCAUUGGCGGAUUUGUCCUGGGAGGAAUAAUAGUGGGGGCACUUGGUUGUAUUUAUGCACCUCAGAUUAGCAGAGCAUUGGCAGGGACUGAUAAAAAAGAGUUGAUGAGGAAGCUGCCAAAAUUUAUAUAUGAUGAGGAAAAGGCUUUGGAGAGAACCCGCAAGAUACUGACAGAGAAGAUUGCACAACUGAACUCCGCCAUUGAUGGUGUCUCUUCUCAGUUACGAGCUGACGAUGAGGCAAAUGGAGCAGCAGUGGCAUCCGAUGAAGUCGAAGCUGCAGUGUAGAAGGUUCAAACCAGAUCUCUUGUAUCUUUGCUCUGGAAAUAAACCCUGGAACGUUAAAAGAGGCAAAUAAGUGAGCACAAAUAACAAAACUCUUAAAUACUUGUAGAUGUGUUGUUAUCGUUCUUGAAAGUUCUGCUUUGCCUAUGAGAAAGUGUUACCCUGUAUAAUUGGACACCAGUUUGGAAAAAAAAGGGAAAUAAAAAAAUGGUCGCAGAAAUAAACACAAAUGUUCACUGCUGUCUCUUCUGGUAUGGAAAUACUCGAGGGGGAUGAUCAUAGUCAAUUGACAUUUAAG
Molecule: messenger RNA, 1010 nt
Organism: Asparagus officinalis (garden asparagus)
Lineage: Eukaryota; Viridiplantae; Streptophyta; Magnoliopsida; Asparagales; Asparagaceae
Exons: 5
Coding region: 191-715 (174 amino acids)
Cellular component (GO): chloroplast inner membrane; chloroplast thylakoid membrane
Source: RefSeq, a predicted model, not a curated record